AGCUUAGCCAAACGUCAAUUGUCACCCGUCAAAAUAUCUACGAAAAUAAAUGGAUCAUGGCUACCUUGAAAGUAAUCAACUGUUUGUUUAUUAUUUUAGUAACAAACUUAGUAACAGGCGAGCUAGUGCAAAGAAGGCCAGAAUUGCGAGAAGAGCCUGAAGAAGACUACGAUUCAGCGAAUAGUAAUUUAAACGAACCUGGCGAACCUCCUCCCGAUUUACUAUCGCGUCAACCUAACCCCAAUUCGAUACAGAAUCCCCAUUUGAAAAGAUACUCUUGCUAUUCCUGUGAGCCACCUGAUUGUUCGAAGACCACAACAUGUCAAAAUGCUUUACAGUGCUGGAAAUCUCGCGUGAGGGAAAGUACUGGGGAAGAAAGCGUUUCCAAGGGGUGUACUACGGAUCAAGAGCAACUUCCUUUCUUCUGCAGAACACCUUCGGUUACCGUCCAACAUAAACGCCAUGCCAGCGGUCAAUUUCAGAUUGACUGUUGCGUGGGAGAUUUAUGUAACGAUGGGGAGUUCCCAGAAUUGCCGGCCAUAUACAAAGAAAGCACUAGUCAGUACACGGACUCUGUUAUAUACGGAUUGAAGAUAUUCGCUGCCAUUUUGGGUCCUUUGGUAGUGUUUGGGACCAUCGGCGUCAUAGCGUUGUAUUUUAUGAGAAGAUAUUACAGAAAUAGGUUAUGCAACGAAAACAGAGCCGAUCCCGAUACCUAUUACGCGUCCGACGACUUGCUCAGAGCCACCGCUGCAGGCGACAGCACUCUAAGAGAGUACCUGGAACAAUCCAUGACGUCAGGAAGCGGUUCCGGUUUGCCACUACUCAUCCAAAGGACGUUGGCAAAACAGAUAUCGCUGGUCGAGUGCAUCGGCAAGGGAAGGUACGGGGAGGUCUGGAGGGGCAUAUGGCACGGCGAAAGUAUCGCCGUCAAAAUUUUCUUUUCCAGAGACGAGGCCAGUUGGUCCAGGGAAACCGAGAUUUAUAGCACGAUUUUGCUCAGACACGAAAAUAUUUUGGGUUAUAUAGGAUCGGACAUGACGUCACGCAACUCUUGUACUCAAUUAUGGUUGAUCACGCAUUAUCACUCGUUGGGCAGCCUGUACGACUAUCUAAAUUACACGUCGUUGUCUCACCAGCAGCUGAUGAGACUCUGUCUAUCAUUGGCCAAUGGUUUGGUCCAUUUGCACACUGAAAUUUUCGGUACUCAGGGAAAACCCGCGAUAGCUCAUAGGGACAUAAAAAGCAAAAAUAUAUUAGUUAAAAGCAAUGGUACCUGCUGCAUAGCCGAUUUUGGGCUGGCCGUGACGCAUUUUCAAACGACUGACGAGUUGGAUAUAGGUUCGAAUCCUAGAGUCGGUACAAAGCGGUACAUGAGUCCUGAGGUGCUUGACGAAACAAUCCGAAUGGACCAUUUCGACUCGUUCAGACGGGCCGACAUAUAUGCCUUGGGUCUGGUAUAUUGGGAGAUGUGCAGACGGACGAUAAGCAAUGGCAUAGCGGAGGAUUACAAACCGCCGUUUUUCGACGUGGUGCCAAGCGAUCCUAGCUUCGAAGACAUGAGAAAGGUGGUGUGCGUGGAUCAACAGAGGCCGAGUUUGCCCAACAGAUGGACCAGCGAUACGCUGCUAUCCGGUAUGUCAAAAUUGAUGAAAGAGUGUUGGCAUCAAAAUUCCACCGUCAGAUUGCCCGCUCUGAGAAUAAAAAAGACUCUCUUGAAACUGGCCAGCUCCGAUACGGUUAUCAAAAUGGAGGAUAUGGAAAUUUGUGUGUAGAAAUCUUCCACUCUAUCGAAUUCGCGCAACUAUCAACGGAUUUCGACAAACAAAGCAGACUGAACGAUUGUCGAAAUCAAUCAACAAGAAUCUUAUAACGGAUGUAACAUUGACGGCUGUCAAAAAUGUUAGCUGUCAAAAAUUAUCUCGGGGCACGAAUUCCAGAUUUAGAGGGUGGGGUUUAAGUGAUGUUGGUGAUAUACGCCGUUUUACUGAAAAUAAUCUUUAAACUUCUGGAUUUCGACUUGACAGAUGAACAUUUGACACUUUAGGUUGUAGUUUGAUGUUUUACAGUGAUAUUUUAAUGGUUGAUGGUAAUAUUUGACGAUUGGUGAAGACUUUUGACAUAAAUAGGAUGAAUUUUGACAUUUACAAAUCACUUUUGAAGUUUAUAAAUGACAUUUGACGUUUACAAUUGACUUUUUGCGUUUACAAGUCACUUUUGAAGUGACAUUUGACUUUUACAAUUGACUUUUCUAUUUACAAGUUAGUUUUGAAGUUUAUAAGUGACUUUUGACUGUCAAAAGUGACAUUUAUUGUUUAAAGAGGCGACAUUUUUCACGCACCCUUUAAAAUUCAUUAAAGGCAUUUACAAAAGUUUGAAAGACUUAUUUCAAGACUGAUAAAUACAUAAAUAGAUUUAUAGAAAAAUGCACAAAGUAGUUUGUAUUAAGUUGAAGAUAUUUUUAACGGUAUAUCAUCAAUAUUCACAUGUUUGGACGAUUUUGAUAUAAAAAACGACUUAUAUUUAAUGCCAUAAUAAGAAAAUUAAGAAAAGCAAAUUGCUUUUCUUUUCUCAUAGGUAAAAUUUCUUUGUUAUACUAUCUCUAAGGUUGUGUUACAGGGUGGGACAAAUCAAAUUGGCAAUAGACAAUCAUAUACCGCCCUUGUUAGGAAAUUUCUUUGAUGGACAGAACUGGAAACGUUUUAAUUUCUAUUUAAAAAUUAUCGUUGUUAUACAGAUCGUCCUAAAAUAGUGACGAAAUUCGUUUUAUCAGUAUUCCAGUUCUGUUGUGGUUCGUUUCGUUUUUAAUUUUCAGCACCUCAAAUUGAUAUAGAUCAACGUGCCAAAUUAAUUUUUAUACUUACUGGUAAGUCGAAUUUAUUGUUUAUAUUUUUAAGGGAAAAGUAGAUAGUAAACCGCUUGGGUACACUUUCAUCGAUUUUUCCCCAGA
This is a messenger RNA of Psylliodes chrysocephalus, 2950 nucleotides long. The record is from the annotation of a GenBank genome assembly. NCBI's taxonomy places the organism in Eukaryota, Metazoa, Arthropoda, Insecta, Coleoptera, Chrysomelidae.